Molecule: messenger RNA, 216 nt
Organism: Auanema sp. JU1783
Lineage: Eukaryota; Metazoa; Nematoda; Chromadorea; Rhabditida; Rhabditidae
Source: the annotation of a GenBank genome assembly
AUGCGAUCACUCUUUCUGAAGCGGAAGAAAAGAAAAGGAGGAACACUGGAGUUUCUCACAAACUCGACCGUUACAUCAGCAACUGAACGCCGUUCGUUUUAUGACGUGGAAGCUAAUCAUAUGCACCGUGAGUUUUCAUUUGAAUGUGAAAUCAUAGGUUACUCGGUUGGUCCUAAUACGUUAAAUCUGACAUAUUGCGAUGGGGCGGUUCUAUAG